Molecule: messenger RNA, 1705 nt
Organism: Anoplophora glabripennis (Asian longhorned beetle)
Lineage: Eukaryota; Metazoa; Arthropoda; Insecta; Coleoptera; Cerambycidae
Product: cytochrome P450 4C1-like
Exons: 7
Coding region: 6-1499 (497 amino acids)
Molecular function (GO): heme binding; oxidoreductase activity, acting on paired donors, with incorporation or reduction of molecular oxygen; iron ion binding
Source: RefSeq, a predicted model, not a curated record
AGAAAAUGUGGUCUACUCCAGUACUGAUAGCAGCAGCAACGUUGCUAUUUUUCAUCUAUAAGAGGAUAGUGAAGAGCAGCAGGUUUUGGCGGUGCAUUGCGGAAAUACCUGGGCCAAAGGGUAAACCCGUGGUUGGAAACCUGUUCGAUGUGAUGAAAACUCCAGAACAACUAUUUGUAAAUAGAAGGAAAUGGGCUAAAGAAUUCUAUCCCAUAUACAAAACGCAAUGUUUUGGCAAAGUUUUUGUCAGUAUUAUGUCACCUGAAGAUGCAGAGAAGGUCAUAAACGUGAAGGUCCACGAAAGGAAAGGGUCUGGUUACGACGUGAUAAGCAACUGGUUGGGCAAUGGUUUGUUACACAGUCAUGGCCAAAAAUGGAAAAGCAGGCGGAAGAUCUUAACGCCUGCGUUCCACUUCAGCAUACUUCAGGAGUUUGUUAGUAUCUUCAAUAAAGAGGCCGAGGGUCUAAUAGGAGAACUGAUGAAACAUUGCGAUGAACCUUACAUAGACGUACUCAAACCUGUCACUGAAUUCACCCUGUGUUCUAUAAUAGAGACAUCAAUGGGCAUCCACUUAUAUGAGCAAAAAUCAUCAGAAUCCUACAAAAACGCUGUCACAGACUUGGGCGAAAUCAUGAUAUACAGAAUCGUAAGACCCUGGUUACUAGUUAACCCCAUAUACAAACUGUCGAAGGUACAUGCGAAGGAAAAAGAGUAUUUGGACGUGCUGCACAAUUUCUCCGAGAGCGUCAUAGCAGAACGAAAGAAAACUUUUGACAUCAACCAUAACUCGUAUUCGGUAAAGAAAAGGAGAGCGAUGUUGGAUCUGAUGCUGCAAGCGCAACAAACAGGGGCUGAUAUCGACGACGCUGGGCUACGGGAAGAAGUAGACACCUUUCUAUUUGGAGGGCAUGAUACUACAUCGAUGGCUAUCUGUUUCGCUUUGAUGGCCCUCGCAAACGAAAAACGUAUUCAGAAUUUUAUAAAGGAAGACAUCUACAAUGAAAUAAUCGAGGUGCUAGGAGAUUCCGGAAGGCCCCCGACAUACUCCGACCUGCUGAAGUUGUCUUUCAUGGAAAGAUGCAUCAAGGAAACUCUGAGGUUAUAUCCCAGCAUCCCGAUGAUCAACAGGAUAUCAGGGGCAGACAUUAAAACCCAUUCGGGCUACACGAUACCGAAAGGUACCGACAUUAAUAUAUACAUCUACGACAUACAUAGGAACGCUGAUGUGUGGGAAAAUCCUACGAAAUUCGACCCCGACAGGUUUCUUCCAGAAAACAUAGCUAAGAGACACCCAUUCUCCUUCAUACCCUUCAGCGCAGGGUCCAGAAAUUGCAUAGGUCAAAAAUAUGGCCUCUGUGAGAUAAAAGCUGCGUUAUGUGGAAUUCUAAGAAAAUUUCAAUUGGAACCGGUAGAUACACCAGAAACUUUAAAAUAUAAGAGUGAUAUUGUACUGAGAAGUGCAAAAGAGAUUAAAGUCAAGUUCGUGCCUAGGAAAUAAGUAAAUUCUGACUACCUAGGAACUAUUUAUUUUAACGAUAACGAUAUUACUAGAACACCGACAACUUAAAGUAGUUUUAAGUUUACUUUGAGAUUAAUUUCAAACAUAAUAAUGACUGAAUAUACAACUACUUAUAGGUAUAGUCUUUCCGAAGUAAGUUGAACAUGAAAAAAAAAAACGCCCGCAAUAAAAUUUAAUGACUUUCA